AAAAGUUAUGAUAAUAGUAAAAACAAAAAAUCUUUAUUAGACGCAUUAUAUUAUAUAUGGGUUCUUGGAAAAGAUGAAAAAUUUCUUUUAGAGAAUAAAUAUACUAAAAAAAGAAUCGAAGAAACUAAUACUCUAACAAAAGAAUUAAUUAAUUAUCUAUACGAAGAACAACCAAGAAAAAAAACAAAUAUUUCAACAUAUAGGCUUAAAAAAGAUAAAAUAUAUAAACCUUUAAAAGGAUAUCCUUUUAGUACAUUAUCAGAAAUGAUAGGAUAUUAUAAAACUGAAGAGGAAAAAAAAGAUUUUUUAAAACUAACAGUUGAAGUAUUAGUAAAUGGAAAUAUCGAUAUUGAUGAUAUAGAAGAUGAAUCUAUUAAAAACAU
Molecule: messenger RNA, 383 nt
Organism: Scutellospora calospora
Lineage: Eukaryota; Fungi; Glomeromycota; Glomeromycetes; Diversisporales; Gigasporaceae
Source: the annotation of a GenBank genome assembly